Molecule: messenger RNA, 942 nt
Organism: Hyposmocoma kahamanoa
Lineage: Eukaryota; Metazoa; Arthropoda; Insecta; Lepidoptera; Cosmopterigidae
Product: pheromone-binding protein-like
Exons: 3
Coding region: 59-547 (162 amino acids)
Molecular function (GO): odorant binding
Source: RefSeq, a predicted model, not a curated record
UUUACAGUGGUAAUCGGUUAACUAAAAAUUAGUAAUUAAAGUAUUGCAGGUAGUUAAGAUGUGGAAACCAUUGAUGCUAAUGAUUGUAUAUCUGGCAAUGUCCACGAGGGUUGAAUCAUCUGCUGAUGUCAUGAAAACCAUGUCCAUAAAUUUUUCAAAGGCUAUAGAUACGUGCAAAAAGGAGAUGGACCUACCUGACUCGAUCGAUGUAGACUUCAAGAACUUUUGGAAGGAGGACUACGAGGUGACGAACCGGUUUACGGGCUGCGCCAUCAUCUGCCUGUCCGCGAAGCUUGAUCUGAUUUCCCCUGAUGGAACGCUGCAUCACGGUAACACGCAAGAGUUCGCUAAGAAACAUGGGGCGGACGAAAAUUUGGCAAAGCAGCUGACGGACAUUCUGCACAACUGCGAAAAGACCGCCCCUCCCCACGACGAUAACUGCAUCAAGGUGCUCGGCGUCGCUAACUGCUUCAAGACCGAAAUCCAUAAGCUCCAGUGGGCGCCGAGCAUGGAUGUCAUUGUGGGAGAAAUGCUCGCCGAAAUAUAGAUCUUCGUUUCACUUCUGUUCACCUGGUCCAGGCUGAUAUUUUCAUAAGUAGCAUAUUAGAAGUUAACUUUUAUUCUUUUUCUCUACAUUUUCUUUUAUAGUAUUUUUUUAGUUUUCUUAAUCUCUUCUGAAAUUUUACGUGUUUAUUCUUCUUGAAACAAUACUUUCAGCUGUCUCUUAAGUUUAGUUUUCAUUUUGUAUAGUGUAUAUUGUUUUUUCUUUUUUUUUUACUUGUGACUAAAUCUACCUAUGUAUCUUCUUUAGUACUUUUCUUCUAAUGUGUAACGAAACGGCUUCAUUAACGGAUUUAUUAGGUAAUAAUAUAAAACUUUUGUAUUUGGUUUAGUUCUUGCUCCCUCUCGUUGGCUUUGUUUAUUUUAGAUUAAGACACGUAC